AACACCGUCAGCUCAAGUCGUUGAGGUGGGGUCUCUCUUUCCUGCUGUAGCCAUACAUUUACUCAAAUUGACAACAAUCACAGCUGAGCUCUGAAUCAACAAACUGCACAUCAAAGAGUUGCGCAGUAAACGCGCAAACGUUGGCGAUCGUAAAGUUGCAGAAAGUUUGAAGGAAGUCUGCUCGUUAGGACAUUCUUCGGGGGAUUUCAGAAGGGGUUUACUAAGAUUAGUCUCUUUGUGCUUUUUCACGUGAAAGAGCCUUUAAAAGGCGUCGUUUUGCUGGAGACAGUGGUGUGCUACACACGAGAAGGACUUGUCUUUUUGUGCAAACGUUUACUUUGUGUAUUUCAACAUGGCAGCGUACACAUUGCCGGAGGGAUUCACGGAGUUUGAUAUGUUUACAUUCGGCUCAGCGCUUCUUGUUGGGGGAAUGCUUGGAUUCUUCCUCAAUGCCAUCAGCAUCGUGUCUUUCCUCAGGGUGAAGGAGAUGCAGACUCCCAGCAACUUCUUUGUCUUUAAUCUUGCUGUGGCUGACAUCCUUUUGAAUAUUAAUGGACUGACGGCUGCAUAUGCGAGCUACCUCAGAUAUUGGCCAUUCGGUCAAAAUGGAUGUGCCUAUCACGGUUUUCAGGGCAUGAUAGCGGUCCUGGCGUCUAUCAGUUUCAUGGCUGCCCUCGCUUGGGACCGAUAUCACCAGUACUGCACCAGACAGAAGCUCUUCUGGAGCACUACGGUGACGAUGACCAGCAUCAUCUGGAUUCUUUCCAUCUUCUGGGCUGCUGUUCCUCUCAUGGGAUGGGGCGUCUAUGACUUUGAGCCUAUGAGGACUUGCUGCACGCUGGACUACACCAGAGGGGACAGGGACUAUAUGACCUACAUGCUGACUCUAGUGUUGCUCUACCUGAUGUUCCCAGCUUACACCAUGCUGUCAUGUUACGACGCCAUCUACAAGCAUUUCAAAAAGGUCCAUCACCACAGGUUUAACACCAAUGUGCCCUUGAGGGUAAUGCUGAUGUGCUGGGGCCCCUACGUCCUCAUGUGUAUCUACGCCUGCUUCGAGAACGUGAAGGUCAUAUCGCCCAAGCUAAGAAUGGUGCUUCCGGUUCUUGCAAAGACAAAUCCCAUCUUCAACGCUCUCCUCUACUCGUUUGGAAAUGAGUUCUACCGAGGCGGCGUGUGGAACUUCCUCACCGGACAGAAGAUUGUUGAUCCGGUUAUUAAGAAGUCAAAAUAAAAGGAAACUCAAUAUUUUCUGGCAAAAAUCCCAAACCAUCAUUUGCUUUUAUGGGAAGGUUCUGGUUGUAAACAUCAAUGAGUCAUUUAGAUGUCUGUACAGUUGUUAUAUUUUCACAUCAGCUGAAACUCUCUACAUUUUUAACCUCAUGCUGGAUUUGUGCAAAUCUACAAAAUGUGUUUCAUGUAAUUUAUUCACUUUCAAAUUACUACAUUCUUUCUACAGCAAUGUGUCUUUAACCUGCUCCACCACUUACAAUAAACACAUUGUGUUGCUGCUCUUUUACUGUAAGCUCCAUCUACUUUAAAGUGUUUUGUUUAUUUUACCUGAAUAGCUGAGCUGCUAUAAGUAGGAGGCCUAAUUUCUAUAAU
This is a messenger RNA of Cottoperca gobio, 1605 nucleotides long. RefSeq names its product retinal G protein coupled receptor b (gene rgrb). Gene Ontology annotation, cellular component: membrane. The record is from RefSeq and is a predicted model, not a curated record. Bases 353 to 1234 code for a protein of 293 amino acids. Gene Ontology annotation, molecular function: G protein-coupled receptor activity. The transcript is spliced from 7 exons. Gene Ontology annotation, biological process: G protein-coupled receptor signaling pathway; phototransduction; visual perception. NCBI's taxonomy places the organism in Eukaryota, Metazoa, Chordata, Actinopteri, Perciformes, Bovichtidae.